Messenger RNA from Dentiscutata erythropus, 1852 nucleotides. The record is from the annotation of a GenBank genome assembly. NCBI's taxonomy places the organism in Eukaryota, Fungi, Glomeromycota, Glomeromycetes, Diversisporales, Gigasporaceae.
AUGUCUGAUUAUAUCAAGAAAAAUAAUAUUCCUUUUGACAGAAAAUUACAUCGUUUUCUUAAUUUCAAUACGUAUUACUUUGAUAGACAAGAAUUUGAUACUCUAAUUUACAAUUAUUUUAAAGAUGAAAAAACAAAUCCUUUCAGAUAUUUCUUAUAUCAAUAUGAGAAAAACUAUAACCCUAAACAAAAUCAGUUCAAAAUACACAUUCAGGGAUGUUUAAUUUUACAUAAUCAAUCAAGAUUGGGUAGUUAUCUUAAUAUUGGAGAUAAGAAAAAAAAUAGAAUUUUAAAGAAAGCUGAGCAUUCAGGAGUUAAAGGAUUGUUAAAAAUUGAUAAGAUUCACUUUGAUCCAACAUAUGCAGAUUUUGAAUAUUCAGUUGCUUAUAAUAAGAAAAAAUAUAAUCGUUGUUUCAAACAUCACAAUCAACUAUCAAAUCCAGAUGAUCCAAAGAGUAAAAUUAUGAGAUGCAGAUGUAAUCUUCAAGUUUUGAAUGAUCAUUCGGAAUGUGAGUGGUGUGAUAAUGAGUGUUGCAACAAAAGAACAUUAGCAAGAUUUGACGAUCACUCUGGUCCAUUUGAGUAUGAAAUUAUGAAUGAUUUAAUAAGUGGAAAUAUUAAUGGAGAUGAAGCAUUCAUUCGAUGUAUUUUAGAAAAUCCUCAAUGUCUUUUGAAUAAUCCUAAUCCUAUUUACACCAUAGAACAAGCAAUAAAAAAUAUCAAAAACAAGAAAAUAAUUCAAGAACGAUUUGCAGAAGAGACAAAGUGGUGGGAAAACUUUAAUGAAUAUGAAGAAGUAAUAAUCAAUGAAUUUGAAGGAGAUUAUAUGAAGUGGAAAGAAUUAUUAAACAUAUUGGAUCGUGGAAAAUACACAGUUCAAAUCAAAGGAUCAAGUAAAAAUUAUGCACCAAAAAUUCAAUGUUUUACUUCAAAUACUCCAUUACGUGAAUUAUAUAAUUAUGCAGAAGAUCAAAAAUACUUAUAUGAUUCAAGAGGAAACAAAAAAAAUAAUAGAAAAUAUUACGCAUCAUUAAUUGAUAGAUUUGAUUUUGUGAUUGAAUAUUACAAAUUUAGACGAGAUGAGAAAAAAGUUUGUGAAAAUGAAUGCUAUUGUUGUGAAGUGAUGAGAAUUUUUCAUCAUAGAUCUAAAGAAAAAUUUAACAAACAAGAAUUUGAAAUUGAAUUUAACGAAGAUGUUUCAAAAGAAAAAGCAAUUUCAAUUGUAGAAGAAAAAGAUGUAUUGUUUUUUAGAAAAGGAAAAAGAUUUUAUUGGCAACCACAAAUUAAUUACAAUAGAACAAAGUUUAUUCUUUCAGAACAUGAAAAUUUUGAAGAAAAAGAAGCUGAUUUAAUCAUUUAUCCUGAAAUUGUUGAAAAGUUAAAGAACAAAAACAAUUUACAAGAUAUUGAAAUUAUUGAUCAUAAACAGUAUUUAAAAAGAAAAAAAGAAACUAAAGAAUCCGAAGAAAAAAAUAUUGGAUAUGAAUUAGCAAAAAAUAAAAAAGUUAAUAUAGAUGUAGAAGUCUGGGAUCCACAAAUUGAGUCGAGCACAUCUCAAAUUAAAGUUCAAAAAGAAGAAUCGAGUGAAUAUUUAUCAGAUAUUGAUUCUGAUGAUUCAGAUUAUACAUAUAAAAAAAAGAAAGGAAAGACUGCUAUAGUUGAUUCUAUUAAGCAGAAGAAUCAAGAUCCUGAUGAAUUUUUAUCAGAAUCAGAAUUCUAUGAAUCGGGUAUAGAGCUUGAUAUCUCUGAAGAUAAACCAAAAAAUUUUAAGAAACGUAAGCAGAUUGAUGAGGAUGUUUAUCAAAAUUUUGAACAAAAAAACAAAAAUAAUCCAUCAUUUAAACGGAUAAAAG